UUUAUGGGGAAGAAAAUAAAUUUAUGGUUUUAUAACAUGCAAAAUUAAUCAAACAUGUACUGAAGCAAAUUUAAUUAUCAUACCUUUGUACUCACGCUUUGAAACUCUGUACACUUGAUUUUUCUCAUAUUCUGGAUUAUUUGUAUUUGAUAGUUUUGGCAAAGAGAAGCAGCAACUUUAAGGCAGCAGUUACAGGAUUUGCAAGAAAAUCAUCGGAAACUAAUGGGAGAAGAAUUAUAUGGAUUGAGUGUGAAGGAUCUUCAAACACUUGAGAACCAGCUCGAGAUAAGCUUGAAAGGCGUGCGUAUGAAAAAGGAACAAUUACUAAACGAAGAAAUUCAGGAGCUGAGUCGAAAGGGAAAUCUUAUUCAUCAAGAAAAUGUGGAGCUCUACAAGAAGGUAAAACUCAUCGAACAAGACAACUCGGAUAUGUACAAAAAGGCUUAUGGCACAAGGGAUCUAAGUGCAGCAAACUGUAGCGACUUUUUACCGUUUGGUUUAACUUUUAACGGGCAGCUGCACGGACCAAUUCAGCUUCAGCUAAGUCAGCCCGCACGGCAAAAUAACGAGACACCACCAAAUGAUCAUAAAUGAAUCUAGGUAGUAUCGUUCAUCAGUCAGCCGUAUGCGACUAACGAUUGGUUUUGUCCCACACAGGAAGACUAACCAGCCCAAAAUUGUCAAUAUAGUCACAUAUGAUCGUUUAGUCACAUUUUAAGGGCGAAUACCUUUUUCUCUUGUAUUUUUCCUUUGUUUUUCCUUUUUUUUUUUUUUU
This is a messenger RNA of Striga asiatica, 775 nucleotides long. The record is from the annotation of a GenBank genome assembly. NCBI's taxonomy places the organism in Eukaryota, Viridiplantae, Streptophyta, Magnoliopsida, Lamiales, Orobanchaceae.